CGCUCAAGUUGCGCAGCACCGGGAUUGCAGCCGAGGACACUCUCCGCUAGGGGCUCGGCGCCCCGAUCGGUCUCGGCAACUCUCCGAGGCACGAGGUGACACCCCCUAGGUUCCUUAGGCGUACGGAGCUCAAGAGAUUUCUUCAGGAUAAACUACGCGGCGGCCUCCUCGGGCUCCUUGCCCCGCCCCGGGUCUCCGCCCCCUCCCCUUGGCUAGGGAUCCUGGACUCGGCGGCGACCGCUUAAGAAGCUCGAGCAGCCUGGAUCGGGAGGCGGCUGGGGGCCACGGAGCCGCUGACCUUCGACUCUCACCGCCAUGUGACGCGGUCCUUCGGCCUGCUAUCCCAGUGCCAGCGCCCGCACCCUGCCGCGCUGCGCAUCAUGCUCCUGCCGGGACACCCGCGCCCGCCGCCCGCGCCCCAAUCCGCACAGAAUCCUGGCCUCCGCAGGCAGGUAGAGCCUCCCGGGCAGCUCCUGCGACUCUUUUACUGCACCGUCCUGGUGUGUUCCAAAGAGACCUCCGCGCUCACCGAUUUCUCUGGUUACUUAACCAAACUCCUGCAAAACCACACCGCCUAUGCCUGUGAUGGGGACUAUUUGAACCUACAGUGCCCUCGGCAUUCGACAAUAAGUGUCCAAUCGGCAUUUUAUGGGCAAGAUUACCAAAUGUGUAGUUCCCAGGAGCCCACCUCCCAGAGGGAAGACAACCUGACCUGUGUGGCCUCCACCACUUUGCAGAAGGUGCUGGAUGAAUGCCAGAACCAGCGGGCCUGCCACCUCCUGGUCAAUAGCCGCGUCUUUGGACCUGACCUUUGUCCAGGAAGCAGUAAAUACCUCCUGGUCUCCUUUAAAUGCCAACCUAAUGAAUUAAAAAACAAGACCGUGUGUGAAGACCAGGAGCUGAAGCUGCACUGUCACGAGUCCAAGUUCCUCAAUAUCUACUCUGCCACCUACGGCCGGAGGACCCAGCACCGGGACAUCUGUUCCUCAGAAGCUGAGCUGCUGCCCCCCUUUGACUGCCUGUCUUACACAGCGUUACAAGUCCUGUCCAGGAGGUGCUAUGGGAAGCAGAGAUGUAAGGUCCUCGUCGAUAACUACCACUUCGGGAGCCCCUGUCUUCCAGGAGUGAAAAAAUACCUCACUGUUGCCUAUGCCUGUGUUCCCAAGAACAUACUCACAGCGGUGGACCCAGCCGUUGCUAAUCUAAACCCUUCUCUGAAGAAAGAUGACGUAUAUGGUAUAAAAUUCGACCCAAGUGGAUCGAGGGUUGUGCGGAAAGAUGGUGUUAUUGUCAGCAACUCUCUGGCUGCGUUUGCUUACAUUCGAGCCCACCCCGAGAGAGCUGCCCUGCUGUUUGUGUCUAGUGUCUGCGUUGGCCUGGUCCUCACGCUGUGUGCCCUGGUCAUCAGAGUGUCCUGUGCCAAGGACUUCCAGCAGCUGGGACAGGGACGGGAGCAUCUGGUGCUAGCAAGCGACAAGGCCGAGGAGGACAGCGAGGAGGAGGCAGAAGAGGAGGCAUCCUCGGACUCCGAGUUUCCUGCGGAACUGUCCAGGUUUUGUAGGACUUCGUAUCCAGCCUACAGCUCCAUAGAGGCUGCUGAGCUGGCAGAAAGAAUUGAGCGCAGGGAGCAAAUCAUUCAAGAAAUAUGGCUGAACAGCGGCCUGGACUCCUCAAUCCCGAGGAACAUGGGCCACUUCUACUGAAAACCAGACACGUCUGGAUGAGAUCACACUUCCUGAAGAGGGAAGGAUCCAGAAUGCCCUAUCUCCCCACCCCCUCUUGUACCUUCUAUGAAGGAGAAUCUGUCAUGUCAUCCGAGACGGGUGAAGCCGGAAAGCUGCCAAAGGGACGUCUCUCUGUUUACAGCACCCCCGGAAUAAAUGAGG
Messenger RNA from Chionomys nivalis (European snow vole), 1886 nucleotides. RefSeq names its product eva-1 homolog C (gene Eva1c). The record is from RefSeq and is a predicted model, not a curated record. The transcript has 8 exons. NCBI's taxonomy places the organism in Eukaryota, Metazoa, Chordata, Mammalia, Rodentia, Cricetidae. The coding region runs from base 381 to 1703 and encodes 440 amino acids. Gene Ontology annotation, molecular function: carbohydrate binding; heparin binding. Gene Ontology annotation, cellular component: extracellular region.